Molecule: messenger RNA, 6002 nt
Organism: Bolinopsis microptera
Lineage: Eukaryota; Metazoa; Ctenophora; Tentaculata; Lobata; Bolinopsidae
Exons: 2
Coding region: 270-4832 (1520 amino acids)
Biological process (GO): DNA integration
Molecular function (GO): nucleic acid binding
Source: RefSeq, a predicted model, not a curated record
AGCAAUGACUACCAAAGAAGGAUAACCGAUUGGACUGGGGAGGAGUGGAACAUUGGCAGCACACUACCGUCCAAUCGGUUUUGUACAUACGACAAUUACUGGUUUUAAUUGGUCAACUAAGAGUCAUCUAACAGUGAUAGCAGGAAGCAGGACGAUCUACCCGACGACCUAACAACUGUGGAACUUUUGGUUUCUUUUGAGAGACAUUGAGAGACAGUUUAGAGUUUUUUUAGAGACACUUUGGGAGUUUUUUGAGUCAAACUGUAAUCAUGAGUCUUCGUGAGAUACCUGUGUUAGACGAUAGCGCUGACUACAGCACGUGGAAGAAAAAAGUGCUCAUAUGGCAGCUUGGAACUGCAGCAUCAGUGAAACAGCAAGCAAGUAAACUUAUCAUGAACAUGAAAGGGAAACCACAGGAGGUUUCUAUAAACAUACCAAUAGAUGUUCUAGGAGCUGAAGAUGGAGUUGUUAAACUCAUUGCUGAACUGGACAAACUGUACAAGAAGGACGGUACUCAGUCUUUAUUUAAGGCGAUAGACGACUUUGAGAGAUAUAGAAGAGGAGAUGGAGAAGAUAUCGACAACUACAUCUUGGAAUUCCAGCGGAGGUAUCAGAUCCUUAAACAGCUGAGAGAAAACAAAGAGCUCUAUGAUGAUAUGAUAUUAGCGUAUAGACUGUUAAAUCAGGCUAGCCUAAACGAUGAACAGGCCAGAUUAGUUAGAGCUACUUGUACUAGUACAUUAUCUUAUAACUUGAUGCAAGAACAGUUAAAAAGGACAUUCGGAGAUGGAUUUACAAGGAAUGAGAAUCAAUCCAGUCUGCCUUUCAAAAGUACUCCAAUGGAGGUGGUAAAGCAGGAACCCGUCUUUCUAACUGAGGAUCAGCAAAUGGGGUCUGACGUGCACUGGACCAGAAAUGGGGAUCAUCAAAGAAACUUCACUGGUCAACCUAUGAGAGGGGAAAACAGAUAUAACCCUUACGGUCAGAAUAGAGGGCAGUCUAGAUUCAACCCAUAUACACAGAAACGAGGACAAAAGUCUUACAUGAGGGGGAGCAGUAACCAAAGGAUCAGUUGUUUCAUAUGCCAUCAACCAGGUCAUGUUGUCGCUGAGUGUUCUUUUAACACAUUCGCUAAAUCUCAUCAAAAACAAGAUGAUGAGUCUCGCAGAAAGGUCUACGCUUUAUUUGAAUCAGAUUUUUCACUUCCAGAUUGCGAAGAAGAGAUAAUUUACUUAACAGGUGAAUGUACGAACAAAGCGUUGAUAGAUACAGGGGCAUGUGCAACCAUCUGUGGAAAGGAGUGGUUUACGGUGUAUGAAAGCUCUUUGACUACAGAAGAGAGGAAACUGAUACAGACUGAGACUACUGAAAGGACAUUUCGAUUUGGAGAUGGUAAGCCAGUGAAGUCGAUUGCUUUGAAAACUAUACCUAUUAACCUUUGCAACAAAGAUAUGUUUUUGAAAACAUACGUGGUGACGAACGAUAUUCCUCUUUUGCUAGCGAAGCAAACCAUGACGAAAAUGGGUAUGGUACUAGACAUGGAAAAUAUGACCCUAAAAAUAAAAGACAGCAAAACACUGGAGAAGUUGCGGAGUACAAAAUCGGGUCAUGUAGCUGUGCCGAUUGCACGUUGUGGAGAUGGGCAAGAAAGUGGAGUAACUUAUCAAGUGUCUGAAGAGCAAGACUGUGGAAAAACUGCUGACUUUUAUCACCGUUACUACGCUCAUGCAUCAGCUGCAAAGAUAGGUAAAGUCAUCAAAAACGCAAAGUUGAAAGAUGGUAAUAAGAUCAUAGAGGAGCUUGAGAAGAUUGAUCAAACAUGUGAUUUUUGCUUGAAGUACAAGACUAGAUCUAUUCCGAAGAGGAAAGUGGGAAUCCCUCAAGCUUCUAUUUUUAAUGAAGUCGUUGCUAUGGACUUAAAAAUUAUAAAUGAUGAGGUGACUUUACUACAUAUGGUUGAUACCGUAACAAGGUAUUCUGUGGCAGCUCGAGUGAUCAGCAAGGAAGCUCAAGAAAUACUUGAUAAGGUAUUUAAGCAUUGGAUAUCCAUAUUUGGACCACCAUCGACCUUCAUAUCAGAUAAUGGAGGAGAAUUUGUAAAUGAUUGUUUUAACCAAGCUUGCUCAGUACUGAACAUCAAGAUUCAGACAUCGCCAGCGUAUUCACCUUGGUGCAAUGGGAUUGUAGAACGACACAACGGCAUCUUGGGAUGCAUGAUAAAAUCUUUGUUAGAAGAAAUGAGAUGUGAUCCUGAAAUUGCUAUAGCGUGGUCUGUUAGUGCUAAAAAUUCUCUGAGUAAUACAUACGGAUUCAGCCCUCACCAACUAGUAUUCGGAACAAACCCAAGGGUUCCUGGAAUCAUGGAAGAAAAUAUGACUCCUGGAACAUUAAACCAUGAAGGUGUUCUCAAAAUAGUCAGUGAUCACCUCAACGCUCUCUCUCUGGCUAGACUGAAGUUUGUUGAAUUAGAAGCUAACGACAAGCUCAAGAGAGCACUCCAACAGAGGAUAUUUCCGCAAGCUAACUAUAGAUAUUGCAGUGGCGAUCUCGUGUACUUCAAGAGAAGUAAAAAGUUCUGGUAUGGACCAGCAACAGUAAUAGGACAGGUUGCUAAUCAAGUUCUGAUCAAGCACGGGGGUCACAUCGUGAGAGUGCAUCCGUGUAAGGUGGUUCUUAAAUCUAGAGCAAAAGAACAAAUUGAAGGAAGUGGUGCAACCUUGCAGGGCCAGGGGGAUGUUGGUAAGCCUACUAUAAUCUCCGAGUCGGAUUAUCGAGCAGCAGUGGAGGAAGUUAGGCCUGGGGAAAAUACUACUCAGUCUAUAGACUUUGAUGAUAUAGAAGAUGAGGACGAGGAGGUCCCAGUAACAACUGUUCAAACAUUGGUAGAAGAUAGGGCUCAAUCUAUAGAAUAUCAUGACACAGUGAAUGUAGAUGACACAGCGAAUAUAGAUGUGUCUUCUAUAACAGAUGUCUCAGCUGAAGCCACAGAAACGGAAACCUCGACGGAGGUAGAUGAAGCUAAUACAGAAACAGACAACUCAAUCUGGAAUAGUAUAUCUGGGGAUUCUACAAAAAUCCGACUGAUUAGAGGAGAUGUGAUACGUUUUAGAUCUGAGGAUGAGGAACCUUGGAAAUACGGAAUGAUUGAGAAGAGAGCUGGCAAGACGUCAGAAUGUUCGAGAAAUUCAUUUCAAAUCGAACAGGAUCUAGUGGAAGAGCCAAUAAUAGUAGAUUUGGAAAAGCAUCAUGUUGAGAAACAAGAAGGCAAUCAAAGGAAUACAACUGUACUAUUGACGCAAGAAGAUGCUGAGCCUUAUAUCUUCGCAAUCGGAAUACAGGACUCAAAGAAGAUAGACGUUGCUAAGGAACAGGAACUGAAAAGACUGUCAGAAUUCGGAGUAUACCAAGAAACUAAAGAUACGGGACAAAGUCAUGUAUCAUCAAGGUGGGUAGUAACUACUAAGGGAGAAAACGAUGAGCAAGUUAAAGCAAGACUGGUUGCUAGAGGUUUCGAGGAGAAUUGUGUCAUGAGGAAAGACUCUCCUACGGUAACUAAGGUAGUUAUUAGACUGUUAUUUUCACUAGCAGCUUCAUAUAAUUGGACUGUUGACACUUUAGAUGUAACCAGUGCUUUUCUACAAGCUAAAGGAACUAUGAGAGACGUAUUUGUUAAACCUCCCCGUGAUAUAAGGAAGCGAGGAGUAAUCUGGAAAUUACUUAAACCGCUAUACGGACUUGGUGACAGUGCAAGACGAUGGUACGUUACUAUUAAGGAACAUCUGACUGAGACUUCUAGCUGUGAGAUCUCAAAGUUAGAUAAAUCUUUGUUUAGAUAUUACGAGAACAACAGAUUGCAAGGAGUGAUGGUUACACACGUUGAUGAUAUACUGCACUGUGGAACAACGCGAUUCAAGAACACUGUAAUAAAAUCAAUCUACAGUACGUUCAAAAUCAGCAGAAGUUAUACGGGAGUAUUCACCUAUCUUGGGUGGAAAGUGGUGCAGAAUGAAGAUAUAUAUGUCGAUCAAAGAGAUUACGCAUUAGCUAUAAGACCUGUGGAUAUAGCUAGUAGCAGAUGUACGGAAGCAGAGAGUGACCUCACGGAGGAGGAAUUAGUAGAAUAUCAAAAGCUAUUGGGAAAACUUUUGUGGUUGAGCUCUCAAACCAGACCUGAUUUAUCCUUUGACACUCUGGAACAUUCCACUUACAGUACCAAGAAAGUGAAACACCUUAAAAGUUUAAAUAAGGUAACAAAGAAAUUGGCUGACGGGCCAAAAAGAGUAGUCUAUAGAAAAUUAGAUAUUGAGAAAGGAAACUUACACCUCUUGUGCUUCACAGAUGCAAGCUUGGGCAACAUCUCCGAAACCAAGCAUAGUGCUAGUGGUUACAUUAUUUUCCUUACAGAUGGAAAUGUAGCAAACCUGAUAGCGUGGUCGAGCAAUAAAGUUAAGAGAGUCGUGCACUCUAUAUUCGCUGCUGAAACACUUAGCUGUACUUCUGGCACAGCUGCAGCGAUCUAUAUAAGACAAGUGUUGUCAGAAAUGUUGUUCAGAGAUCCGCAUAAUGAAGUGAUCCCGAUUGUUGUCUUGAUUGAUUCAAAACAACUCUAUGAUAAUGUACACUCCAGCAGUUUGUGUCAAGAUAAAAGAUUAGUCCUUGAUAUAGCCGUUCUGCAGGAAAACUUACAUAAAGGGGUAAUAGGAGAGUUCAGAUGGGUUCCUACACCAAAAAUGUUGGCUGACUGUUUAACAAAGAAGGGUGUCUCCAGUGGAGAUUUGGCAAAGAUUCUUGAAACAGGAUACUUUCACUUGGACGAAUAUCUCAAAAGAUAGUCAUCGGUCAUAAGCUGUUCGUGUGUUGUUGAGUGUUUGAGUCUUAAGUUUUUGAGUCAAGAGUCGAUGUAUUUAUUUUAGGUUUUGUGAGUUUGUUUCAGUUUUAUGUUUGUUGUUAAAAUCUUGUCGUGUUUUAAGUUUGUUUAUCACAAUUUGUUGUCGGGUUCUAUGAUUUUAAAUAGAAUACUUGUUUAGGACCAAUUUUAUGUCUGUUAUAAGAUUAAGCAAUUUUUUUCAGUAUGUUUAUUCAGUUCCAUGAUUCGUAGAAUAGUGUUUUUUACGAGUUAUUUGCUGAGCAAUGUCAGGAGUAUAUAUUAUUUCGUCUCGUCAGUUUUUAUUUUAAGUUUGUAUAUUUCAUUUUAAUUUGCAAAAGAGUGUGGUCGCAGGUAAACAUAAUAAUAUAUCUGCGUAUAUAAUAUGUUUGUAGCUAAUUUAGGUAGCUAAUCCACUUUGCUGAGUUUGUUCUGUUAGCAUUUAUUUCAAAUUUUUAUUCGUUUUAUGAGACGCUCUUAGUUUUUGAGCUAGAUUUUUAAACCUCCGUGAGUUUUUAAAAUCGGACAAAGGAUUUUCUAGAUUGCUAGUUAUUUUGUGCGCGUGGGUAUAAAAAGUACCAGUGUAGCAGCAUUUGAAAAUGCGCGCUGGUUGCGUGGCGUUUUGUAUUUUAGCGGGGUUUGAAGAGAAUUUUAAUAUGAUGUAUUAUGUUUUCUUGGUAAUAAACUUCGAAUGUUUUAGUCUCGAUAGGUCACUGCGGGUGAUAAUCAGAAGACAGCGGUAGCUCCAACGGGGUUGUUGAGCGUAAUUAUUGGAAACAUUUCGAGAGUGUGGCAGUUAUUUUAUGGAUAUGUCUAGAUAGGUCACUGCGGGUGAUAAUCUGAAGACAGAUGUAGCUCAGACGGGAUCUUCGAGCGUAUUUUUGUGAAAUUUAGUAGUGCAAUCUUGAGAGAAAUUGGGGCUAGCAUUGCUGGAAAAGGAAAACCGGGGAAUGUUAUUACUGUUCACACCUUUCUCUCUCUUUCGUGACAGAAUACUUCUAACCGUGUUUACCCUUUCUAGCAAUGACUACCAAAGAAGGAUAACCGAUUGGACUGGGGAGGAGUGGAACAUUGGCAGCACACUACCGUCCAAUCGGUAAGUAUUUACAAUGUUUAGUUAUUAGGUAUAUAUUUGGAA